Gasterosteus aculeatus aculeatus (three-spined stickleback) is the source of this 2066-nucleotide messenger RNA. RefSeq names its product putative serine carboxypeptidase CPVL. Gene Ontology annotation, molecular function: serine-type carboxypeptidase activity. The record is from RefSeq and is a predicted model, not a curated record. Gene Ontology annotation, biological process: proteolysis. NCBI's taxonomy places the organism in Eukaryota, Metazoa, Chordata, Actinopteri, Perciformes, Gasterosteidae.
ACCCGGCGCGUUACACGACCUCCGCGGAGCUGAUCAUGUGACUCAGUGCACUGCUGACUGCCCAAGUGAAAGACGUCUCUUUGACUGACUGCUGAAGUUGAUCCAGUUGUAAGAGACACCAGAGUUAAAAUGAAGCUGCGGAUGGAAACACUCGGUGUCCUCUUCCUCUGGGCCUGUCUGGACUCGGUUGUCUCCCGCAGGUGCUCGUCUUCCUUCUUCUGCCGGAAGUCUCACCGUGUGAGCGCCGCGAGCGGCGUCGACCCCGGGUCUCCCCUCUUCCUCACUCCCUACGUGGAGAAGGGCGCCAUAGAUGAAGCCAGGGAGCGGAGUCUGGUCGGAGAUCUGCCAGGCGCCAACGUCAAGAGUUACGCCGGGUACCUGACCGUCAACAAGAAGUACCAGAGCAACCUCUUCUUCUGGUUCUUCCCCGCGCUGAUGGGAAACCAAGACAAAGCUCCGGUCCUGCUGUGGCUGCAGGGCGGCCCUGGUGGCACCUCCAUGUUCGGCCUCUUUGUGGAAAACGGACCAUAUGUGGUGUAUAAGAACAUGACUGUUGGUUUGAGGGAUUAUGCUUGGACGUCCAGGUACUCAGUUUUGUACAUUGACAAUCCGGUUGGAACGGGUUUCAGCUUCACCAAUGAUGACAAAGGUUUUGCUCAAAACCAGGAUGACGUUGGCAGAGAUCUGUACAGUGCUUUAACACAGUUCUUCCAGAUAUUUCCUGAGUAUCAAUCCAAUGAGUUCUAUGCUACUGGAGAGUCUUAUGCAGGGAAGUAUGUUCCUGCCAUCUCCUACUACAUCCAUAAAAACAACCCCACGGCCAAAGUGAAAAUAAACUUCAUGGGGAUGGCUAUUGGGGACGGGCUCUGUGAUCCUGAACUGAUGCUGGGUGGUUACGGCGACUUCAUGUACCAAACCGGCAUGAUAGACGAACACCAAAGACAGUACGUCGUCCAGCAAACAGACCUGGGGGUCACACUCAUCCAGCAGCAGAAGUGGAUCGAGGCUUUUCAGGUUUUUGACAGCUUGCUGAAUGGCGACAUGGAUCCGUAUCCCUCCUUCUUCCAAAACGCAACCGGCUGCACGAACUACUACAACUACAUGACCUGCCGGGAGCCUGAGGACCAGGAGUACUUCUCCCCGUUUGUGACCCUGCCAGCAGUGCGACGUGCCAUCCAUGUGGGGAACCUGACCUUCCAUGACGGCUCGGAGGUGGAGAAGCACCUCGUGCAGGAUGUGAUGAAGAGCAUCAAGCCGUGGCUCGGGGUGUUGAUGGACAACUAUCGGGUCCUAAUCUACAGCGGUCAGCUGGAUGUCAUUGUAGCAGCGCCGCUGACCGAGAGGUUCCUGCCGACUGUCAACUGGAGCGGAGCGGCCGAGUACAAAACGACCCCUCGUUACCACUGGAAGGUUCAGCCCAGCGACACAGAAGUGGCCGGUUACGUGAGACAAGUGGGGGAGUUUUACCAGGUCAUCAUCCGAGGAGGAGGACACAUUCUGCCUUACGACCAGCCGGCGAGGUCCUUCGACAUGAUUGACAGAUUUCUUUCAACGCGGGGCUGGAUGUGAAGUGUUUCAGUCUCACAAGACUGACCAAGGCACCUCCACUUCAAAGAGCAUAUUUUUAAUUCAUUUGAGAUCAGCACAUUGUUGAAUUUUUACACAUUUAAGUAUUUUAGCAGGUGAAUUUUGCUUUGAAAAUUCAAUAAGUUGUUUUAAUGUGGAGCCAACUCUGUCCCAUUUAUGAGAACAAACAUUGCAGGUUUAUAAUUGUAUGAGGUGAAUAUAAUCUGUGGCAUUCAAUCAGAACAUGCUUCCUGAUGAAGAGAACCCACUUAAUUAGCUUUGAAAUAGUUCUGAGUGCACUGAUAAUUGUAGAAGGCCGGCCAGUGAGUUUUAAAGUGUUUUAAUGAUUUGACAUCUGUUGCAUUGUUCAGCUGAUGAUGCAUUUUUUAAAUGUUUUUUUGUCCCCUCAAAUGUUUGGUUGGUCUAGAAAAUGUCCACCAGGGGUCACUGUGCCUAAAGUCAUGGUAAAGCCAGAAAUAAAACCAUAUAAUUUUACUAAA